Molecule: messenger RNA, 1080 nt
Organism: Cucumis sativus (cucumber)
Lineage: Eukaryota; Viridiplantae; Streptophyta; Magnoliopsida; Cucurbitales; Cucurbitaceae
Product: ADP-ribosylation factor-like protein 8c
Exons: 6
Coding region: 241-795 (184 amino acids)
Biological process (GO): protein transport
Molecular function (GO): GTPase activity; GTP binding
Source: RefSeq, a predicted model, not a curated record
UGGAUUAUCAGCUUUGGACAAGCGGACAGUACACGGAUAGAACAUUUUGGCUCUCGAGGUUUGCCUUGAAGAAUGGGUCGCUCAAGUUUCUGUCUCUUCUUCUCCAUUACUCAUCCUUUUCGUCUAUGAACAUUUCUUCUUCUUCUUCUUAAUAAACUUCCAGAAUUUCCAUUUCUUCAGCUCCCUUUUGUUGAUCAGUAAUCAAGAGUUCUUCAUACUUCCAUUCAUUCAUUUCCGGACAUGGGUUUCUUCGAUUCCAUCCUCAAUUGGCUCAGGAGCCUGUUCUUCAAACAGGAAAUGGAGCUCUCACUUGUAGGACUCCAGAAUGCUGGGAAAACAUCUCUUGUCAAUUCUAUUGCUACAGGGGGUUACAGUGAGGAUAUGAUUCCAACUGUUGGGUUUAACAUGCGGAAAGUUACAAAGGGCAAUGUAACAAUUAAACUUUGGGACCUUGGAGGGCAGAGGAGAUUCCGUACAAUGUGGGAGAGAUAUUGCCGUGGCGUGACUGCAAUUGUGUAUGUAGUUGAUUCUGCUGAUAGAGACAGUGUUCCCAUAUCAAAAAGUGAGCUCCAUGAGCUCUUAACAAAACCUUCUUUAAGUGGAAUUCCUUUGCUUGUGCUGGGCAACAAAAUUGACAAAUCAGAAGCACUUUCCAAGCAGUCACUGGUCGAUUUGUUAGAACUUGAAACGAUUCGUGACAGAGAGGUGUGCUGCUACAUGAUCUCUUGCAAAGAUUCAAUAAACAUUGAUGUGGUGAUCGAUUGGCUUAUCAAACACUCGAAAACAGCAGGAUGAUUGGUUUUAUUCCUUGUUUUUUUCUCUAGCUAAAGUGUGAUGAAGGUUCAAAGCUAGCUGUAAUAUGUAGAGGGUUUGAAGUUUAUAAAGUUUAGCUAUUCAUGUUUGUUUGUUUAAAAAUAUAUUGUAAUUCAAACAUGUUCUUCUUCCUUUAUAAAGAACAAAAAAAGAAGGAAAAAAACGAAUUUGUGCUGUAAUUCUUUUGUCAUUAUGGUUUGUCUCUAAACUAAAGUUUUCUAUCAUAUCAAAAUCAUCGAACACUUGGUUAUUUCCCAUGGUUGGAAA